Dicrocoelium dendriticum is the source of this 582-nucleotide messenger RNA. Lineage: Eukaryota; Metazoa; Platyhelminthes; Trematoda; Plagiorchiida; Dicrocoeliidae. The record is from the annotation of a GenBank genome assembly.
AUGUACUGGAAGGUGGUUUAUGCUUUAGCCACUGAUGAAGUGGAGCGAAUUGGAGUUGACUACGUCGCUCGGAUCUCUAUGGCCGGUUCAGACCAGCCUUCAUCCAUAACUGCCGAACAUCUCCUUGGAAACUAUCAAGCAACACAGAUGCUAUACACUCGACUGCAUCUUAUUCGUGCAUACGUCUCCGCCGUAUCAGACGGCGAAUUGCCUAUCAAUCGAGCUCGUUUGAGGGAGAUAAGUGCCUUGAUCAAGCGCCUCCCGUUGUUGUCUUCCCGUUCAGCCAAUUUGACGACUGAUGCUUUUGGAGGAAUCACAGAGAUGAGCGACCAUCUGUACCGCCAGGCGAACGAUGUCUGUUUGACAAGUCUUCUGAGCAGCAUCACCCAAGGGAUACACUCCCUCUAUAGUUGUGUGUGCAAAACGGCGCAAAUAAUCGAUCGACGCCCUAUGCCCAUUGUGCCCAGUGUCGGCGUGCUGGGCAUGAAUCCUCCCAAUAGCCUUUCGAAGAUGCCCCAAUUCAUGGGUAAUACAAUGGCGUCCAUGUUUUGGCUACACCACAUCAACCGAUCAACUGGAUAA